AGCUAUAAUUAAUACUUCAUACAUUGAAUUAUCAAGCAUGGCUCUUUCUCGUGCCCUCAUCCUUGUUGCUCUCAUAGCUUCUAUCUUCUCGACCAUGGCUGUGGCAGAAGAUUUCAUAGUUGGUGAUCACAAUGGUUGGACAACUUGGUUUGAUUAUAAAACUUGGACUGCAAACAAGGUCUUUCGUGUUGGCGACACACUGACAUUCAAGUACUCUGCUUGGAAGGACAAUGUGAUCAGAGUGAAUGGAAGUGACUUCAUAAGCUGCUCUGUUCCAAAAACAGCACAAGUGUGGAAUAGUGGACAUGAUACAAUUUUGUUGACUAGCCCAGGGAGAAGAUGGUACAUUUCUGGUGCUGCUAAUCACUGCAAAUCUGGCCAAAAGCUGUUCAUAAAUGUGCUGCCACCACAAGGAACAUGGUGGUCUCCAACACCUUCCCCCUUUGCUUCACGUUCACCAUCACCAUCAUCAAAACCCAUUGAAAUAGUACUCACACCUGCACCUGCACCAUCAUCAAAACCCGUUGAAGUAGUACUCACACCUGCACCUGCACCUGCACCAUGGACUCCUACUGGAUGGAAGCCAAAGAAUCUGUUCAAAUUGUUUCAGUAAAAUUCAGUAGCUGUCUGGGAUUGGAUCUUAAUUAGUUGAUGUGUUCUGUUUCCAUGAGAGGUGUUAUUUUUCUAGUUACUAUAAUAAUUUUCCCCUUCACUUUUGUUUGUAUUAGCGAGUGCAUGUAUUGACAUUACUGAGAUAUUAUUUAUUUCAUAAAAGCCAUCACUUUGAUUGAUGGCAUUUGUAAGGUUUGCUAAUGAUAAAUUAUGAUUUAAUAAAGU
Lotus japonicus is the source of this 837-nucleotide messenger RNA. RefSeq names its product blue copper protein 1a-like. Gene Ontology annotation, molecular function: electron transfer activity. The transcript is spliced from 2 exons. Lineage: Eukaryota; Viridiplantae; Streptophyta; Magnoliopsida; Fabales; Fabaceae. The record is from RefSeq and is a predicted model, not a curated record. Bases 38 to 613 code for a protein of 191 amino acids. Gene Ontology annotation, cellular component: plasma membrane.